AUGGCCUCGCUCGGGUGCUUGUUCCUCGUGUCCCUCCUCUCGGCCCCUUUCGGGGUCCGCGCCGAGGACGCGAGGAUAGCACCGGCAUCCGAGGUGACUGAGUUGGAGCUAAACUCACUCAUGCACCUCGAGCUUACCGCCCCGGAGACGGAGGCCUUGCGACUCACUUACAGCGUUUACCCUCUCACGGAACCCGCGGGGCUGAACCGGAGUGACAGAAGCUCUAUUUGGUUCCGCGGGAGUUUGGUCCCGGCCGAAGUUUUGGCUGAUGCCCGGCUGAUGAACGAGGAAACAAUAGUGUUCUUCAGUUGCGACGGCGAGGAUGCGACUGUAAUGGUCAACCAAAUCAUGGGUGACCAGCCCCAGGCGAUUUUGCUCUAUAGCGUGGACGGAACCUCGUGCAGCCUCGAGGGCGACGAUCUGGUCUACAACUCCAUUUACACCAUGGGCAACCCGAACGAGGCGCGGGACACCAUGAAUACCACCGUCCGAGCUGGUGGGGUCUUGCGCGCGACGAUUACGGGUGCCGAGAAUAUGACGACUAGACCGGAGCCUGACAACCCGGGGCAACGCGGGAGCAACUCGGCGGUUGCUAUGAGCAUCCUUUACAGCAUAACGGGCCUCAUCACGCUACUCUUCUUGGUUAUCAUCGGGACGGGGGCGAUCCGGGCGCACCGGUACCCCGAGCGAUAUGGCCCACUGUCAGGCGCCGGCGGGCGGCCAUCGCAGAGUAGGGUAAAGGGGCUGGCUCGGGCCGUGCUGGAGACACUGCCGAUUGUGAAAUUUGGUGACCCUGGCCCGUCGAAGUCUCUCGAGCUCGAGUCUCAGCAUUCAGCAACCGCACCGGAUCCGACCAUGGGAACAAGGUUAUCGGCGAUUCCGGAAGAGCCGCAGUCGCCGCAGGCCCGGCGGAGCGUCGCGCCAAUGUCGGGCGCAAUGCCUAAACCCGAGGUAGUGCCUGCACCAACAAGCAACGAAACCGAUCAAAAAGACGGGAACAAACCCGCUGAGAGCCCGGAGGAGGGACAUCUCGGCUGUUCCAUCUGCACAGAAGACUUCACUCUAGGCGAGGACGUCCGGGUCCUGCCAUGCAACCACAAGUUCCACCCACCCUGCAUCGACCCCUGGCUGGUCAACAUCUCCGGAACCUGCCCACUAUGCCGCCUCGACCUACACCCGCAAAGCCGCCGAGCCCGCAACUCCAGCCACAGCAGCUCCUCCCCGCCCAGCUCGCCCACCACAGCAACCGCAAACCAGAAUGAGCACGACAACACCAACACCACCAACACCACCACCACCGCCAACACCAACACCACCACCACCAUCACCACCACCACCACGCCGCAGCAACGCAGGCGCUCCUUCCGCUUCCUCGACCUGCACCGCCUGCGGCACGCGUCGUCGAUCGAAGAGCGCAUCGAGAUCCUGCGGCGGCACCGCUCGCACCAGCAGCAGCAGCAGCAGCAGCAGCAGCAGCACCAGCAGCACCAGCAGCACCAGCAGCAACGCGAACCGAACACGGCCCCGGCCGACGGAACGGACCCGGCCGGCGUCGCGCCCCCCCGCGCGCCCAGUUGGCGUGUCUCGUUUAGUAGGGUGGGGGCUCCGAGGGAUACGGGCGCGGCGGGGGAGGGUGGUGGUGGUGCGGGGGAGGGGACGACGGCAGAGGGGACGGGAGAGGGGACGGGAGAGAGGGCGGGAGAGAGGGCAGGAGAGGGAACGGCACCGGACACGGCGGCCGGUGAGAGAAGGGGUUCUUGA
Molecule: messenger RNA, 1761 nt
Organism: Chaetomium fimeti
Lineage: Eukaryota; Fungi; Ascomycota; Sordariomycetes; Sordariales; Chaetomiaceae
Exons: 3
Coding region: 1-1761 (586 amino acids)
Source: RefSeq, a predicted model, not a curated record